Molecule: messenger RNA, 3374 nt
Organism: Hippocampus zosterae (dwarf seahorse)
Lineage: Eukaryota; Metazoa; Chordata; Actinopteri; Syngnathiformes; Syngnathidae
Gene: tial1
Product: TIA1 cytotoxic granule-associated RNA binding protein-like 1
Exons: 11
Coding region: 176-1384 (402 amino acids)
Cellular component (GO): cytosol
Molecular function (GO): DNA binding; mRNA binding
Source: RefSeq, a predicted model, not a curated record
GCAUGCGUUCUCGACACUUGUGGCGUAGCAGCAUGACGUAAGCCUGGUGUCCGGUUAGCUAGCUUCUGGCUAGUUAGCAAGUUGAUUUAGCGUACCGAGGAAGCGAGAAACUUUAGUUUACCAGCAAAUAGAUUGUUUUCUUCUUCCUUGCUUUUGGUGACAGUCGACAUCGGCAAUGGACGACGAUUCCUACCCCAGGACACUUUACGUGGGAAACCUCUCCAGGGAUGUGACUGAAAUUCUGAUUCUACAACUCUUUACUCAAAUAGGGCCUUGUAAAAGUUGUAAAAUGAUCACCGAGCAUACAACCAAUGACCCCUAUUGCUUUGUGGAAUUCUUUGAGCACAGAGAUGCUGCUGCAGCCCUAGCAGCUAUGAAUGGGAGGAAAAUACUAGGGAAGGAAGUUAAAGUAAAUUGGGCCACCACUCCCAGUAGCCAAAAGAAAGACACAUCCAGUAAGUGUUUGGAACAUUUAUGUACUGGGAGUGAAAAGGGAAGAUAUUUUUGUAACAGUAAUUGUUUUUAUGCCAUUAUAGAUCACUUUCAUGUGUUUGUGGGUGAUCUAAGUCCCGAGAUUACCACUGAAGAUGUGAGGGCUGCAUUUGCACCUUUUGGGAGAAUCUCAGAUGCUCGUGUUGUGAAGGACAUGGCCACAGGCAAAUCAAAGGGGUAUGGAUUUGUGUCCUUCUACAACAAACUGGAUGCUGAGAACGCCAUUGUUCAUAUGGGCGGGCAGUGGCUCGGAGGUCGCCAAAUCAGGACCAAUUGGGCAACGCGAAAGCCACCUGCUCCAAAGAAUUCGCAGGACAAUGGCUCAAAACAACUGCGGUUCGAUGAUGUUGUGAGCCAAUCCAGCCCGCAGAACUGUACAGUGUACUGUGGCGGCAUCCAGUCAGGACUAUCUGAUACCUUAAUGCGUCAGACCUUCUCACCAUUUGGGCAGAUCAUGGAAAUCAGAGUUUUCCCAGAGAAAGGGUAUUCUUUCAUCAGGUUUUCCUCCCAUGACAGUGCUGCCCAUGCCAUUGUGUCAGUUAAUGGCACGGGCAUUGAAGGACACAUAGUGAAGUGCUACUGGGGCAAAGAAUCUCCUGAUAUGACCAAAGGCUCACAGCAGGUUGAAUAUGGUCAGUGGGGGCAGUGGAAUCAGGUCUAUGGAAGUCCACAGCAGCAAUAUGGGCAGCAGUAUGUGACUAAUGGAUGGCAAGUUCCCUCCUACAACAUGUAUGGCCAGUCAUGGAACCAACAAGGCUUUGGAGUAGAGCAGUCUCAGUCGCCUGGCUGGGUCGGAGGAUUUGGAUCUCAAUCGGCUCAGGCUUCAGCCUCCGCGAAUUCAGUCGUGUCCAACCUAACCAACUUCAACAUGACUGGUUACCAGACACAGUGAGCUGGUCCGAACACAAGCCCAUUACUAAGAAGAACCAGCUCUGGUCAAACCAUUAUACAUACAGCAUCUGUUUGCCUCAUAGGACAAAUAACUUUUUUUUUGUAAUGAUUGUGCCCAUUUCACUAAGAAUGUUUAAUUUUAUUUUAUUUUAUUUUAUUCCUCAAAUGAAAAUUUCAGUGUAUGAACAUGCUCCAGGACAAUGAAAUGCAAGUCUAGCAUUAAACAUCGCCAUCAAAUUAAUCAGUCCGAAUGUGUUCUCACUCCUGUGGCGCUUGUUGGCCCCUUUGUGAGAAUUAUCUUUUUUUUUUAUCAGGGAUUAAGCAGUAAAAAUUAUCCUCAUCUCAUGUGACCUUCAUGGUGCGCUUAACCUUGUAUUUGCCUGCAUUCUGGACCGUGACAUCAAAUCCAUCUUGUAUUGCAAUACACAGGUGAGCAGCCUGUCUGUUUUUACUGAUAUGGACCAGAGCAAAGGGACAAUAGGUGACAUUCAAUGCAGUCAUCCUACUGAGCAGCUGCAGUAUCUGUUAGCUAUGGGCGAAACGCUCAAGAUCGCCUCCCGGGAAAAACUCGCCCAAUCACAUUUCAAAUUUGAGAAAAAGCUUUAAAAUACAUACGUAAAAAUCACAUCGCUGCAUCCAAAACUAUAUUUGUGUUCUGGUGGAAUCACGCUUGAAACCUCGAACUACAGCAAUACAUACUCCUAUCGUGUUCUUCACAAAUAUAAAAAUACAUUUAAUAUUUUCCAUGUGUUAGUUGUAGUCGAGUGCGAAUGUUUAUGUACUGCUCGUGCUUGGCGCGUUUUUUUUUUUUCUAUUUGAUACAAUUGGUAAGAAAAAGUCACAAGACUUGAGUUGAUAUUUUAAAUUUAAAUCUGCAACAAUUGCAAUGAGCCACGGCAACCUUGCAGUAUUGGUUUGUGUUGAGCCAAUAGCCAUAGAGUCACUGCAAUAUUGAUGCGAAUGAAAAGUGCUUUGGAAAAAAGACCUAGAGCACAACAAUUUCGAUCGUGUGCUGUGACUUUAAAAUAAUUAAAGCAGUGGUGAGAUUUCUCUAAGUGAUGAGCAAAGUUCAUGUUACUUUCACUGCUCUGACAGCAUGUUCUUUGUAAGCUUUUGAUAUAUUUUGUGUUGGUGAACCUGUCUCAUAACAAAGGAGGGGGAAAAAACCUUUUGAGAUGGGCUCACUGUUGCAUUGAAGUGUUAAAACAAUUCAUCAUCAUCUUGUUAACAGAUAAUCUUUAUGCUGAUUCUGGGCUGGUUUCCUAGAGGAAUAUAAAGUCUUUCUUUUUCAUUCUUUCUUGAAGACCAAUCCCUGAUUAUGGAGCAUUUUCUAAUCAACCACCUUUGUAACGACAAACAGAUCGUAUGUCCUUCCUUACUUUUUUUGUGGCUUUUUGCAUGUUGGUGGAAGGAUUUGUAAAUAUGGCAACCCCCGCCCUCUCUACAUUUGCCCCUUGGUGCACUCUGAAGUGAAUUUCAAUCAUAGGCACCUUUUCAUUUGGCUUGAAAUUACGGUAUGUGCCAUUUGUUGUAUCAUGUGUGUAAUAGACUUGAUUUUUUUUUUCAGAGGCGGGGGGGCUAAAAGAGCUGUUUGGGAUUAACGAGACAAUUGACAAAAUAAUAUCACCAAAUAAUUGCAGCUCCGGUCAUGCUGUGUACAUCACUAUGGGUUGGAUGUUCUGGAAAAACCUUUGUCAGUCAAUAUGAUUAAUUUCAUAUAGGGGGGCCCCUGAAGUGGUUUGGCCAAUUUUAAAUCGCCCACUGCGGAUUUGUCCUUUUUCUUGAAGUAGCAGAAAGCAUAGAUGAUGUUUUAGCUUGAACUGCACGCUUGUGACGUGCACACAGUAUAUGUUUGUUGCAUAAGAUAUUGAAUGUAAUGACAAUUUGCUUCCGUAAUAAGUGAUGUUCAAUAAAAGCUGGGGAUGGUUUUCAUUAGAAAAAAAUAGAAGAUGCAGUUUAGUCACUUGAAAUAAAGACACGUUCAAACCACA